This is a messenger RNA of Chanos chanos (milkfish), 819 nucleotides long. RefSeq names its product mesoderm posterior protein 2-like. The record is from RefSeq and is a predicted model, not a curated record. Gene Ontology annotation, cellular component: nucleus. The transcript has 2 exons. Gene Ontology annotation, biological process: regulation of transcription by RNA polymerase II; mesoderm formation; somite rostral/caudal axis specification. Lineage: Eukaryota; Metazoa; Chordata; Actinopteri; Gonorynchiformes; Chanidae. Gene Ontology annotation, molecular function: DNA-binding transcription factor activity, RNA polymerase II-specific; protein dimerization activity; RNA polymerase II cis-regulatory region sequence-specific DNA binding. The coding region runs from base 1 to 819 and encodes 272 amino acids.
AUGGACUUAACUUCUCCUGUGCUCGGCUACACAACACAGUGUACCUGGAGCUGCCCCAGCUCUGACUCAGAGUUUUAUAAUAUCUCUUCUCCGGAGGCAGAUUCUUCAUCCUCCUACAUGGAGUUCUCACCUUCCAGUCAGACCCACAGUGGAGCGGCAGAGUCCAAUCGCUCCAUGCAGUCUGGAGAAACCAAGGCAUCCACCUCCCUGCACCCGGGUGAGGAGAACAUUCGCUCCAGAGGUAGACCGCGGAGGAGUCGCUCCAAAAAUCGCAGCAAACAGCGCGAAAGUGCCAGCGAGAAGGAGAAGCUAAGGAUGAGAGACUUGACCAAAGCUCUUCAUCAUCUAAGGAGCUACCUGCCUCCCUCCGUCGCUCCAGCCGGACAGAGCCUGACUAAGAUAGAGACGCUACGUCGCACAAUCCGCUAUAUCUCUUACCUGUCCGCUCAACUGGGCCUCAGUGAAGAGGUUUUGGGUCAGAGGAAGGACAUGAUAGUUUCAAGAUGCCAAAUGUCCAGUCAAAGUUCGCUAGAGGAGUUUUGCCCAUACACCUCCUCUCCAGGCUUCUGGGGAUCAGGAGAAGACAUAGCACUGAAUGCAGGGCCAAGUCAGGGUGCUGUUGGACCAGUAAACUCCUUCAGGAAAAUUGGUAUGGAACAUCACCAGUUCAGCAUGGACAUACCAUCUUAUGACAACUCUUUCAACUCCAGUAUGGAUUCUCUUCUUGAAAGCUCUCUGUAUGCAGAAACAUCUCCAUCAUGUCAGGACUAUAGCAAAGCUGUCCAUUACCAGAGCUUUACCCCAGAGUUCUGGAUUUGA